Messenger RNA from Schizophyllum commune H4-8, 5457 nucleotides. RefSeq lists its product as uncharacterized. The record is from RefSeq and is a predicted model, not a curated record. The coding region runs from base 119 to 5272 and encodes 1717 amino acids. The transcript is spliced from 25 exons. NCBI's taxonomy places the organism in Eukaryota, Fungi, Basidiomycota, Agaricomycetes, Agaricales, Schizophyllaceae.
CGCUGCAAAGCGCCAUCCGCUCGAGCUGUUCGUUACGUCCCACCCUCAUCCGUGGUAUCAAGGUCCACUCGAGCAAGCCUUUACCUCUCUGCUGGACUAGGGAGAAAGCUGUAGGAAAAUGGCGUCCCGCCGGAACGCUCUGUGGGACCAAGGUCACGACGAGGCCGUACAGGUCAACCAGAGAGCCCUCAUUGACAAGGUGCUCGCUCGCUACUCUGGGGAAUUUACGGUCUUCCGCGAACUGCUGCAGAACUCGGACGACGCGCAGUCGAAGGCGGUAGAAAUACACUUUGAGACGCAGGAGUACCUCUCAGCCAGGUCCGGCGAAGGCUCUAAAGCUGCAUCAACCUCAAAUCUCGACUCUGGGGACUUGCCCGACUUGAAGAAGAUACAGGUACACCAAUGGACGUUCAAAAACAACGGCAUUCUGUUCCGUAAUGAGGACUGGGAUCGGCUGAAGAAAAUCGCGGAGGGAAACCCUGACGAAGACAAGAUCGGUGCAUUCGGUGUAGGCUUUUACAGCUUGUUCUCCGUCACCGAGGAGCCUUUCGUCACUUCAGGAAACAAGUGGAUGGGCUUUCACUGGAAUAAGGACCAGCUUCUCGCUCGAAGAGGAGAGACCGAGUCUACUGACGCAGAAGCUGAGAAAUGGACGUCCUUUGAGAUGCCUCUGCGUGAAGCUGGUCCCAUCCCGGUCGCCUUCGACUUCACGCGUUUUCUGGCUUCCUCAAUCACCUUCAUGACGACGCUUGCCGAAAUCAGCGUAUAUCUCGACGGCAAGCGCCUCGUACGACUGACGAAGGGCAACAGCUUGCCUAAGCCAUCGACCUUCCCUCGCUACAUGACGACGCGAGGACCUGCGAAGAUCAUGAGUGCGAAGCAGUUGCGCUCGACAUCUGUCAGUAUCAAGGCCGAAGUCAUGCGUUGGGUGUACACGUCUGGGACGGAGAAGCCGCCGCUUCGCCCUCCCGUUGUCAAGAAAGAGGAAAAGCCGCAAGGCUUUUUCAAGUCUCUGUUUUCUUUUGCUGCUGCAACUGCCUCGACCCCGCAAAUUACUCCACAGCAGCCACCUCCACCGCCUCCAAUCAGGAAGGAUCCGAGGAAGGUGGAGGAGACGAGCGUGAACUUGUCGAUCUUCACUAUGGAUAUGGACGUCACCCUCGAUAGGAAGAUGACUGCGGAGCUGUACCGCUCGAUGCAGAAGAACCCGCCGAAGGCUGUCAAGUACAGCUUGAUCUACACCGCGAAAGACGAGUACGACGCCAGCAAGAAGGAGGACGAGCAGGUUGCAUCGGAACUGGGGAGCAUCUUUCAAGGUUUAAGAGCGGAUCUCGACGGGCAGGGUACCACCAAGCUAUUCAUUGGACAUGCAACGGCGCAGACGACGGGCUUGGGUGGGCAUAUGGCGUCGAGGUUCAUUCCGACGGUGGAGCGAGAGACGAUUGAUUUAGCAGAUCGCAAUGUUGCGGUAUGGAACCGGGAGCUGCUGCAUAUGGGUGGUAUAUUGGCCCGAGCGGCGUACGAGGUCGAGCUAGGUGGCAUCCGGGAGCUCUGGCAAGGCGCUGGACCCUCCCCAAGCGACGACCUGAAGACCUGGUUGACCGCCCGCGCCCUCCACGCCCUCAAGUUCUUCACCUUCCACCAAUCUACGCCCUCCCACGCCGUCUCCAGCCUCAUCGAGGCCGGCUUCUUCGGCUGCUCCCCCGCCAAGAACUUCCCCCUUCUCUCCACCAGCGGCGUCCGCGCUGACUGCUCCGUCCGCAUGCCGCACGCCUCGUACGCUGCCUUCCUCAAGCAGCUGCCCACGGUCCCUGAUGCUAUUGUCGACGGCGCGCCCGCGAUGGUGGGCGCACUGGCUGCUCGUGGGAUCAUACGCGAUGUCACGUUCGACGAUGUGCUCGCUGAGCUCGCCGCGCGACCGCUGCCCGAGGCGGAGAUGGUCGCAUGCAUGCGGUGGUGGGCGGAUGCGAGCAAGCAGCUCGAUCGGGGACGGUUUGAGAGCGUGCGUGGGCAGCUUUUGGGCGCGGCGGUGCUCAUCUUGGGGAGCGGGACGGAGGGGGAAAGGAUCCUGCCGCUCAGCACAAUUGAGACGUAUGCAACGCCGCGGACAGUGAUUCUACCAGAAGGCCCGCUGCCGCCGCAUCUUCUGCCUGCGGAGGUCAGCAAGCAGUUUGAGCCGCUGGUUCUGGCCUCUGCCUUCGGGUGGACGGAGCUGUCGACGGUCGAGUGGCUAGAACAUCUGUGCAGCAAUGCGGUUGUGGGGAAGGACGCGGCGUACGACUUGACAGCGAACCCGGAGUGGGCGGAGCGGGUGCUCACAACGUUGGCACGGGCGUGGCCUGCGCUCUCGACAGCGCUGAAGGGCGAGGCCUUGGCGCUCUUGCGCGAUCGGACGUGCGUUCCUACCAGCGCGGGCCUGCAGAAGCCUCAGCAGGCGUAUUUUGCGAGCGCAGAUAUCUUCCAUGAUCUGCCGGUUGUGAGCUUGCCGUCGGGCACGGCGGUGCGCGGCAAUCUCGCAAAGUUGCUCCAGGACGUCGGCGUGCGCAAGCAUGUUGAGCUGCAGCUCAUCUUCGAUCGCAUGGUCAAGACCAACCAAUGGACUAUUCCCGAGCUCGUGAAGUACUUUGCAUCGGUGCAGUCAACCUUAUCACCAGAAGAGAUGCGGAAGCUGGUCUCGACCAAGGCAUUCUUCGCUGAAGGUCAGGUAGAGAAGGAAGAUGGCAAGCCAACACGGUAUCUAGCGAAGGACUUGUACGAACCUUUGGACACAUUCCGGCAACUUGGACUGCCAGUCAUCGAUUGGGGAACGCAGGUCAAGUGGAGGAGUAAUUCGGAGGAAGCUCAGUUCUUGUUCAAGCUGGGCCUUCGAAGAUUCCCGCCUUUAGCUACGCUCGUCGGUCUUUGUGCGAGUCCUGACGAGAAGAUCCGCGAGAACGCCAUGAAGUACUUGCUGGCCCAGUUCGACCAGCGGUACAGCAAAGAGUACCAGCCGUUCGACUUCCGGGACAUUGCCUUCAUUCCCGCCAUGAAGGGUACCAUGGAGAAGCCCAUCUACUGCUUGGUGACGCCCAAAGAGGUUCACGCGAACGUCGAGUGGAUUGUCUUCGGCUACACCGUCGUCGAUCCCCGCGCACCGAAGGACAUUGUCACGAAGUUGAAGAUCCAGAAGCAGCCGCCUACCGGUCUACUCGUGGAUCAGCUCAGGAGAAAUCCUCCGAAAGACGAGGAACAAGCGAAGGUGUGGUUCUCGCUGCUGGCAACUCGUAUAGCGGACUUCACCAACGCCGAGCUAGUGGCCCUCUCCGCCCUGAACAUGGUACCCGUGCGCGACAAGGAAACAUCCGUCCUCCGUCACCUCCCUCCCACGCACUGCUUCUUCGGCGGCCAGUCGAAGGGGCAGCUGCACUCCAAGCUCUUCGUCUUCGUCGACUUCGGCUCAGCGGCGAAUGGCUUCCUCAGCGCGGUCGGCACGAAGCAGGAGCCGACCGUUGAGCAAAUUGCGCAGAUCCUUCUCGCCGACCCGUACAAGUUCUACCAGCUCUCGGAAGGGCCGCAAAACUUCCUGAACGAGCUGCGUAACAUUGCGGUGAACAGCGCGCUGGUCUCGUCGACAACUAUGGCGCGGUUGAAGCGCGGGAAUGUCUUGCUUGGCAUACAGCGGAAACCGAAGCAAGCGACGAGAGAGGAGGCAGAGCUGGACGACGAGGACGACUGGGAGCUGCAGUACGACCUCAAGCGACCGGAGGAGAUUGUGGUUGCGGACGACUCGAUCGCGCUGCAAAUCUUUGGCGACAAGUUGUUCACUGCACCGCAGGAGGAUAUUCUAGAGAAAUUCUACGCUAAUCUUGGUUCACGUCGCCUGAGCUCCAUUGUCAAGGAGGACUUCAACUUCGGCGGCGAGGUCGCCAACCAUAAGCCCGCACAGGCCAUCAAGGCACUUGUUCUCGAACGCCUGCCACUCUUCCUGCACGAUCACAGUCAUGCACGAACGAUGCGCGUACAGUUGACCGCUGACAACUUCAUCGUGCGCUCCUUCGGCACGCUCGCGGUGACGAAGACGCUCAACUUCGGACGGCUGCGACUGUCGAAUCGGCAAGAUGCGAGCGCAGUAGCGAGACGAAAUGGGUCUCAGGUUGAGCUCUGGGUGGCGACUAAUGCCCAGAUCGACAUGUAUGAGGUUGCGACUUCGCUGAAUCGCAUCCUGUUCGAGUCUCCGAGAGCACAUGAUGCGCUGCUAUUCAUGACCAUUCUGUCCACUGACUUGAAGUCGCUGAAGCGGCGUGGGUACAACGUGGACAGGAUCUUGCGGCAGAAGAAGGCAGAUCAUGAAGCGAGGGAAGCUCAACAGAAAGCGGCGACUCUUCUGUCCGCGCGGCAGAGGCAGGAAGAAGAAAACACGCCCUCCGUGCCGGGCGGAUUCGCACCGCCUGCACCGCCGAAGGACGCUAAGCCACCUAUAUCCCAGCCUCCGCUCCCGAUAGCGGCGCGGGACUCGACGGACUCGUCUGCGACUGCGGUAGAGAAGGCCCCGUCGAUCAUGGAUUCUGUGACGGAAUCUCUCUCGCGGCCUCAGUCGACACUGCAGAAGUGGAAGAACAAGUUCGGCGCACUGCCCACGCCCACGCCCGGGCCAUCUAUGGGCGGCACCAUGACACCACAGCCUCAACCACAAGGGCCGGCGGUCACGCCCUGGUCCAAUAUCGACCGCAACGUCGACAUUGCGAUGCAAGGGUGCCGCGCGGAGUCAGCGAAUGUGAUUAAGAACGGGCAGGAGCAUAUGGAGCGCGUGCGGGAGGCGCUGAAUGAGGGCUACUGCGAUAUCUCGAACCAGGUUGGCGACUUGACGCAGCUGGGGACUAUAAGCUCUUUCAGGGUCUACGCGACGCCAGACGUACCCGACAAGCCUACCUUCCUGGAGAGGAAGCGCGAUGCGCUGAAUCGGUUCAUUGGGGUGAUCAUGCCUCUCGCGCAUGUCUACCAACUGCCGCUUUCGAGCUUGCACUUGUUCAUGGACAUGUCGGGAGGUGUCAUUGCGUUCAAUCGGAACGGCAGUAUCUUCCUCAACUUGCGGUACUAUGAGGCUUGGCACGACCAGGAGGUCCGUCAAGGAAAGCUUGCUCAAGCGUUCGUGUCGAACUACUUCACGCUUGCGCAUGAGAUCGCGCACAACCUUGUACAUCCUCACAACGCAGAGCACGAAUUCUACUUCUCUGCGAUCUGCGAAAAGUACAUGGUAUCUUUCAGUCAGUUGCUGGCCCGUAGUGGUGCAUGAUGGACAUGUAUUGUAGACUUGCUUGUACUUGCAUGGAUUUAGUCUGGAACAGCCUCAUUUACCACAUCCCUUAGCGUCUAACGGUGAUCAUUGCGGAUCGCACUUGAUAUCCUUGCUCGUGGUGAUAAGGGCUGCAUGAUACGUCGAGGAGCAGUGGACGUCUGCGUCGAGACAGGGAUGAGCAC